UUUUUUUUUUCCAUUUACAGAGCUCAGUUCCUGAGCAUGGCUGCUCCAGAACAGGAAGAAAGCACGCAGCCCUUUGCUGUAACUUGCAGCUGUCAGAUGGCGGAAGGGGGCUUGCACAGCGAGUCCUAGCUCCCACGGCAACGAGCACAGCGGCUGUCCCUCUCUGGCGGCCGUAAGGGCUGGCGAGAAGGCCGGCAAAGGGCGCUGCGGAGAGCCGGCCCCGCGGCGGGACGAGGCGGGGCGGCCAGCACAAGGCGGGGCGGGGCGGCGGAGACGGAGGGAGAGAGGCGCGCCCGGAGCGUCGCGGCUGUCCCGCUGGGAUGUGCGCGGUGACGCAGAUAGAUGACACUCCUUGCAUUAUAAAGCACAUGAGGUGCAAUGGCUGAUCCCAUCCACUGGACGCGGUAUCAUUGGCAGCAACUGAUGUCUACAGAAGGUAGAGAAGAACGCAACAGCAGCAGCUCAAGUAAAAAGUGCUAUCAAUCACCAAAAACUGUUGGCAAACAUAGGAUAGUGAUACCCUGCUUGGGACAUUUUAAGGAAGAGUAUGAAAAGGUAUCAAAACUGUACAUGAACAACAGAAUAAGGACUACAAAAUAUACUUUACUGAAUUUUAUACCACGCAAUUUAUUUGAACAAUUUCACAGAGUUGCCAAUUUGUAUUUCCUAUUCCUAGUUGUUUUAAACUGGGUUCCUCUGGUGGAAGCUUUCCAAAAAGAAAUUACAAUGCUACCUCUAAUAGCGGUUCUGACAAUAAUUGCCCUGAAGGAUGGUCUGGAAGACUACUCAAAAUAUAAGAUGGAUAAGCAGAUAAACAACUUGCUAACCAAAGUGUAUAGCUGGAAAGAGAAGAAAUACAUAGAUGAACGCUGGAAAAAUGUCAAUGUUGGGGACUUCAUCCGGCUUUCACGUAAUGAAAUUAUUCCUGCUGACAUGGUGCUGUUAUAUUCUAGUGACCCAGAUGGGAUCUGUUACGUUGAAACUGCAAGCCUUGAUGGAGAGACCAAUCUAAAGCAGAGGCAGGUGGUGAGAGGAUAUUCAGAGCAGGUCUCUGAAAUUGAUCCAGAAAAAUUUUCUGGUAGAAUAGAAUGUGAAAGUCCUAACGAUGACCUCAAUCACUUCCGAGGCUUUGUUGAGAAUUCAAGCAAGGAUCGAGUGGGCCUCAGCAAGGAUAACUUACUGCUGCGAGGAUGCACAGUAAGAAAUACAGAAGCUGUUGUAGGCAUUGUGGUAUACGCAGGUCAUGAAACCAAAGCCAUGCUGAAUAACAGUGGACCUCAUUACAAGCGCAGUAAAUUGGAAAGAAGAGUGAAUUCUGAUAUUCUUUGGUGUGUUCUGCUUCUAAUUUUAAUGUGUUUGACAGGUGCAAUUGGCCAUGGAAUUUGGUUAAGUAGGUAUUCAGAAAUACCUUUUUUUAACAUCCCUGAGCCAGAUGGGAAAUCGAUUUCUUCUAUAUUAGCAGGGUUCAAUAUGUUCUGGACAAUGAUCAUUUUAUUACAGGUCUUGAUCCCAAUUUCUCUUUAUGUUUCAAUUGAAAUUGUCAAAUUGGGACAGAUUUAUUUAAUACAGAAUGACAUUGAUUUUUACCAUGAGAAAACUGACUCUACGAUUCAGUGUCGAGCAUUGAAUAUUGCUGAAGACCUUGGCCAGAUUCAGUAUAUCUUCUCAGACAAGACUGGAACACUCACUGAAAAUAAGAUGGUUUUUCGGAGAUGCAGCAUUGCAGGACAGGAGUAUUGCCAUGAGGAAAAUGCAAAGAGGUUGGAAUCCUAUCAAGAGAGGGAUUUGAAAGAUGAGGUUUCAGCUGUUGGUCAUUGUGUCUCUUUGAGCCACAUGUCAAAAUGGAGAGGACAUGACUGCAGAGCUGAGAAUGAAUGUUUGAACAGAAGGUCUUCAAAUCUGUUGUCUGCUAGAUACCCUGCGUUAGAAAGGGAACAUUCAUCAGGUGAUGCUCCCUGCUCAGGACAUGUUGCUUUCAGCAGCCACAUUGAAACGGAUAUUGUACCAGAUAAACAACUGCUGGAGAAAUUCAGACAUAUUUCUUCUCUUUCUUGUCAAGAAUCAGAAGAAGUUAUCAGCAAGUUAGCUUUGGAGACAAUGUACAUCACUGACUUCUUUCUUGCUCUGGCAAUCUGUAAUACUGUUGUUGUUUCAAUCCCCAAUCAGCCACAUCAAAAGAUGAGACGCUCUUCGCUGGGUAGAAUGCCUAUUAAAUCCCUUGAGGAAAUCAGGCAGAUGUUCCAGAGGUUGUCAGUCUGGAGAUUAAGUUCCUCCCCACUUCCAAGUAUAAAAGAGUCAUCAUCUGAAAACCCAAAUAGUUUUGUGAGCAAAAUGUCUAUUUUCAGAAUUAAACUGUCUUCACCUGCUUUGGAUGGGGCUUCUCAAAGUGCUGCUGAGCCUCACAGUCCUGACAGCCCAGAAAAUCCCCAGUUAUCCAAAGAACGUUAUAUGGUGAAUGUAGCUGCUGGCUGUGAAACCCACAGUGCUGAGUCAUCUAUUGAAUGGUCUCCCUUACCUAAGCUUUGCUAUGAAGCUGAGAGUCCAGAUGAAGCUGCCUUGGUCCAUGCUGCUAAGGCUUAUAAAUGUAUUUUACAGUCUAGGACUCCUGAUCACAUAACUGUGGAUUUCGCAGGUCUGGGAUCUUUAACAUUUCAGCUUUUGCAUAUCCUGCCUUUUGACUCAGUGCGAAAAAGGAUGUCAGUGGUGGUUCGGCAUCCAGUCUCCAACCAAGUGGUGGUGUACACAAAAGGUGCAGACUCAGUCAUGAUGGAUUUGUUGGGAACUGCAUCUGAAGACACCAAGAAUUCAGAAAUGGAACAGAAGAAUAUUAAAGAGAGAACCCAAAAGCAUCUGGAUUACUAUGCCAGAAAGGGACUGCGCACUCUUUGUAUUGCUAAAAAGGUGAUGAAUGAUGAAGAAUAUACAGAGUGGUUAAAUAACCAUUUUUUAGCAGAAACCAGCAUUGACAAUAGGGAGGAGCUGCUGCUGGAAUCUGCCAUCAGGCUUGAAACCAGACUAACUUUGCUUGGUGCCACUGGCAUUGAAGAUCGCCUGCAGGAUGGUGUUCCAGACACAAUACAGGCAUUACGGAAAGCGGGAAUAAAAAUAUGGAUGCUAACAGGUGACAAGAGAGAGACAGCUGUCAACAUUGCCUAUGCUUGUAAGCUGCUGGAGCCAGAUGACAGAAUCUUCACACUCAAAUCACAAAGUAGAGAUGCUUGUGCUUUGGUGAUGAACAAUAUUUUAGAAAGCAUGCAGAAAAACACUUCUGACCAAAGAAAAGCAAAUCAGAAACUUGUGAAUGUCUCUGGAAGUCCUUCUACCCAAGCUCACAGCUUCAGUGCAGGCCUGGUUAUUGAUGGAAGGACUUUAGAGCAUGUCCUUCAGGACAGCCUGCAGAAUAUUUUCUUGGAGCUCACAGAAAAAUGUCGAGCUGUAGUCUGCUGCCAAGCCACACCACUGCAGAAGAGUGUGCUGGUCAGACUGGUGCGAAAUAAGCUAAAGGCAAUGACUUUAGCUAUAGGUGAUGGUGCCAAUGAUGUCAGUAUGAUCCAGGUGGCUGACAUCGGUGUGGGAGUCUUGGGCCAAGAAGGCAUGCAGGCUGUGAUGGCAAGUGACUUUGCGAUUUCUCAGUUCAGGCAUCUCAGGAAGCUGCUGCUUGUCCAUGGUCACUGGUGUUAUACCAGGCUUACCAAUAUGGUACUUUACUUCUUCUACAAGAAUGUGGCCUACGUGAACCUCUUAUUUUGGUACCAGUUCUUCUGUGGGUUUUCAGGCACAUCAAUGACUGACUAUUGGAUCCUGAUUUUUUUCAAUCUCCUUUUUACAUCGGUGCCACCCAUCAUUUAUGGUGUCUUGGACAAAGAUGUGUCUGCAGAGAUACUAAUGCAGAUCCCACAGCUGUACGUGAUGAGCCAGAAAUCUGUGGCCUACUUGCCUUCAACCUUUUGGAUAACUUUGCUGGAUGCUUUUUACCAAAGUCUUGCUUGCUUUUUUGUGCCUUACUUCACUUACUAUGGCUCAGACAUAGACAUUUUUUCUUUUGGAAACCCUAUAAACACAGCAGCACUUUUCAUAAUAUUGUUUCAUCUUCUCAUUGAGUGCAAGUCUGUGACUUGGAUUCAUACAGUAGUUAUAGUUGGCAGCAUCCUAUUUUACUUCAUUUUUGCUCUGGCUUUUGGGGCAACCUACAGAACGCAUAACCCACUAUCAAAUCCUUAUCGGGUCAUGGAAAAGCAUAUGACAGAUCCAGUUUUUUACCUAGUGUGCCUCCUGACUACUUGUGUUGCUCUACUACCCAGAUAUUUGCUGAGGGCUCUCCAAGGAACAUUGUUUCCAUCUCCAGCAUUGAGAGCCAAGCACCUUGAGAAACUGAUCCCUGAGGAGAAGAGGGAAACGAUUAAAAGAUGGAAGGAUGAAUGUGUUGUAAGCUGUAGAAUGGAGUUGCAGGUUACUUCUGGGUCUUCCAGCUCAGCCUCAGGUACUGUAUCAGAGGAAGAAAGCAUUGCCAGUAUCGUGCCAGCUUCUAAAAUACCUCUUUGUGCCUGUUCAAGAGAUGAGUUAGUGGAGGAAGAGCCCGGGAGUAGAAAUAACCUGAAUUCUGGAAAGACUGCAUUUCUGAAUUCGAAGAGAACCGAUUCGUAUACCUAUGGAGGUGGUAACUGAUGUGCCAAAGUCUGGCAUACUUUGGAAGAGUGCAGCAGUACCAUUUCUCUAGCAUGCAAAGCAGGUUUUAAUUCUUUGUUAUGUGCACAAGCUGGUUUAAUGUGAUUUACAAAGUUGAAAUGUGAACCAUCGAAAAAUCCAAGAAUAACAACUGCUGAUGUAUGCUACAUUGUGAUUUUGUUGGGUUUUUUUGUAUGUUUGUUUUUUCAGCCAAGGUAAAUGAUACACUCAUUUGCCUAAAAGCUUUUGAGUUUAUGAAGUUUUCUGGUAAUUUAUUAAAACAUUAAAGGUCUAAAUGGCUGGAGGUUUUAUUUUUUCACGCAGUAGACUUUGCAUACUGCUUCUCUCUUUCAUGCAAUGUUGUAUAAUGCCUCUUAAGGACAGGACAUGGUAUGAAUUACAGAUGUGCAGGUUCAGUUCAGGUAAAAUUCACUCUAUAGCAAACCAUGCUACGCCCUUGCAUUGCUGUCCUAUUAUCACAGUGUUGCCUGGGCUACACAGCUUGAAGAAGUAUGAAGCAAGCAGAAAGGCCAGGAUGUUGUGGUUUUAGUUUGUUCGUUACAAAACUUAUCUAAUGUUUUUAACACAGUAAUUAUCUUAACCACUGUGGUCCUGCUCCUCCGUGAUCAUCACAGUAUGAUCCAAACACUAUUUAAGCCAUGAGGAAAGUGCCCCAGAUGAGACACAGAAUUCCCACGUCUCCCUCACAUUACUGCAGAAAAAUCUUUGUGCAGCUUUUAGUUCUCCAUGGUAGAUGGAGAUGCUACAUCCUCUCUCUUUACCUCCAUGUUUCCUUUCAACUCAUUCACCACUGACUGAACUUCUUUUUCUCCUCACUCAGCUUGGAUGUUGACUGCCUGACUUUUCUCUAGACUCUUACCUCAUGCCUGCCAUGGAAAAUUAUCUGCAAGCAGCUGUGGGUAGCUCCCACAUCUAUAGAUGCAGCAGCUUUUAACUAAUGGCAUUUCUCUUCUUCACUCUCAGGUGUUUUCCUAUUCCUUCAGACUUUCAUAAUAAACAACAUAAGCACCUCUAAAUGCUGCUUCAAAGAAGGUGUAGCCAUUUGUUUGCCUCAAAUUUGAGCUCUGUUGUGUAAGUGUCUUGGAGAUGUUCCACCUCUGCCAGUUUCCCACUGCUUUUCACACCAUGUAAGCCGAGAUGAGUAUGGCUAUUUUUAAAUAUUGUCUCCUUUUUUUACUUCCCCACCCAAAAAGCUAUAUGGCCAAUUUACAGAGGAAUUUGUGAAAUUGUUUGUGUCUACUAGCACCUGUUGAAAUAAACUACUUCCUCAAACUGUA
Molecule: messenger RNA, 5963 nt
Organism: Numida meleagris (helmeted guineafowl)
Lineage: Eukaryota; Metazoa; Chordata; Aves; Galliformes; Numididae
Gene: ATP10D
Product: ATPase phospholipid transporting 10D (putative)
Exons: 23
Coding region: 379-4665 (1428 amino acids)
Biological process (GO): phospholipid translocation
Cellular component (GO): plasma membrane
Molecular function (GO): ATP binding; magnesium ion binding; ATPase-coupled intramembrane lipid carrier activity
Source: RefSeq, a predicted model, not a curated record